Molecule: messenger RNA, 420 nt
Organism: Gongylonema pulchrum
Lineage: Eukaryota; Metazoa; Nematoda; Chromadorea; Rhabditida; Gongylonematidae
Source: the annotation of a GenBank genome assembly
GCUAAAGAAGAAGAAUUGGAUCGACGAAAGCUAACGCUUAAUAAUACCCUUGCUGAUAUCAAUUCUAAAAAACGAGUUCUCAGCGACUUGGCCAAUGCUGAACAGGAAGCAUUCCACAAUAAAUUUCUUGUCCUGAAAAACAAUGGACGAUCGAUGGGAUGUGGUGAAGCAUGGCAGUGGUAUGAGGCACACAAGGAACAAUUCAAAUAUCCCGUUUAUGUCCCCCUGUUGUCUAUCACUCUAGUUUCCGAAGAAGCCGGGAAAUACCUUGAAAAUAUUGUUGCGCAACGGGAUUUCUUGAUGUUCAUAUUUGGUUGCGCUGAAGAUGAAUCGUUGUUGACCGACAAAAGGCAUCCGUGGAGAAUUAAUUCAUGUGUAGUGAGCAAAGAGGAGGUAACGACUUUUUGCUGGUUUUCUUAA